This is a messenger RNA of Lachancea nothofagi CBS 11611, 1212 nucleotides long. The record is from the annotation of a GenBank genome assembly. Lineage: Eukaryota; Fungi; Ascomycota; Saccharomycetes; Saccharomycetales; Saccharomycetaceae.
AUGUCGCUUCCAGAGGUUUUGAAACGCGGGGAUGAAUUUUUAGCAGAAUAUCCUAGAACCAACGCAUUGUGGCAACUGGGGUCCCACGCAACCUGUCUGCUAGCCGUCGGGAUCUCGAAGCUAGUUCUGAAAACUUGUUAUAAUACAAAGCUGCACCACUUCGACAAACUUGAAAACGCCAUAGAGCGCUCGGUGACGGAAAAUCGUGGGCUAAUGACGGUUAUGAAUCACAUGUCAGUGGUGGAUGACCCGUUUAUAUGGGGCGUAUUUCCUUGGAGGAUGUAUAAGGAUCUUGACCAUAUCCGCUGGUGUCUUGGGGCGCAUAAUGUCUGUUUUCAAAGCAAAUUCCUAGCUAAUUUCUUCUCCCUCGGAAAAGUGCUCUCCACCGAAAGGUUUGGAGGCGGGCCAUUCCAAGGAUCUAUCGAUGCCUCAAUUAGACUUCUGUCACCUGACGACACCUUAGAUCUCGAAUGGACUCCACGCUGGGCUCAGGAUUCGCCAAGUACACCAAACCAACCGCAGGUCUCAUCAAUUUCCGCUAUGGCCAAGGAUUACAAACCUCCGGUCAAGAGAACCAAGCCAUCUUGGGUACAUGUAUAUCCAGAAGGAUUUGUUUUACAAUUGGAAUCUCCGUUCGCAAAUUCAAUGAGAUAUUUCAAGUGGGGUAUUACACGUAUGAUCCUAGAGAGCACAAAACCACCUAUAGUGGUUCCUAUUUUCAGUACUGGAUUUGAGAAGAUAGCUCCAGAGUCUGCUGCUGGAACCAAGAUUGAACGAUACCUUCCCCGUAACUUUGGCGCUGAGGUCAAUGUUACGGUCGGAGAUCCCAUUAACGACAAGAUAAUUGAAGCGUAUCGGGAAGAGUGGAAGCAGCUGGUAGAGAAAUAUCACGACCAACAAAAUCCGACCGACCUUACCACGGAGUUGAAAGUUGGGAAAGAAGCACAAAAUUUACGCAGUAGGCUCGCAUCUGAGCUCAGAGCACAUGUUGCGAAAGUACGUCAUGAAAGUCGCGGACUCCCCGCAGAAGACGAAAAAUUCCAAUCCCCAGAAUGGUGGAAACAAUACACGGAGACUGAAGGGAGGUCAGAUCCUAGUGUUAAAUUUAUAGGCAAGAACUGGGCUAUAAGAAGACUUCAAAAAUUUCUAGAAGGGCAAGAAGACAAAGCUAAAGCCGACUCAAACAAAAACAAUUCCGAUGUUAAAAAGUGA